AUGAAGCCCGAGAGCCCCCAUCCCAGCCCCCUACACCCACUAGCGCCUAAAGAUGACAGAGAGAUGAAAGAAGGCACUAACCUGUCUCCAAGGUUCCUCCAGCAAAGGGAGGGAACCACCUGGUACUGGAGUUUGGGGUUGGAGGGACGCCCCUCUUCAAAGGCAGCUGAAGAGUCUCAUCCUCAGUGGCUCUUCCUGUACUUGGCUGAGCCUCCCAAGCUGGGGAGGGGAACUGAGUCCCCCGAGGAUAAGGAGCGGAGGGAGGAGGGGGAGGAGGAGAAGGAGGUCCUACCUGGGGAUGCAGGGUGCCUACUCCAUACGCAUGUCCCUCCUCUCUUUGCCUCAAAAGUCCUGAAGAGCUGCGAGUGUGUGUUGCAGGGCGGAGGCACGGCGGGGCGGUCUCUCUCUGUCGGCUUCCUCUCGUCAGGAUCACCCCUUUCUACUUCUGGAGGGCUAUUCCCGGGCCAGUAUGGGGAUUUUCCUCGCCUCUGGGAUGGAGAGACUCGUCCCCUCGAGGGGUCUCUUCUUUCCCUCCCCUGGGUGGUAAGGGUCUUCUCUCCACCAGGGAGAGAGGUUGCGCCCGUCCCCGCUCCCGCCUCCGCUCCUGGGGUGCCCCCGAGGGUGGGGGUUCGUACUCCCCGCUCUCCCGGGCUGGCCUGGGCAGCAGGGUCCGGGAGGCCGCGGCUCCCGACGCCCGUCACUGGCUACUGUGGCGGCAGCGCCUCCUCGAGUCCCGUCCCGUCCGGGCCGCUCCCUUCGGCGCGUGGGGCUCCCCGCGCUGCCACCUCUCGGGCUCCGGCCAGUCCGGGCUCCCGGGGAGCCAGAAGGCGGACGGCCAGUGUCAGGGCUCGGCUCGGGCUCGGGCUCGGCUCGGCUCCGCUGCAGGCCCCGGCUCCUCCCCGGCCUCCGCGCCGCGCUCCGCGCCCCUCCCCCUCCCCCGCCCGCCGGGCCGCCGCCGCCGCCGCCUCCCGGCGCGGGUUAAGGAGGAGCGGCCGCUCCGGGGAGACGGGGACGCGCGCCGCCGCCCCCGGGCCGCUGCGCUCCUUGCGGCUUGCCAUCCACCGAGAUGCCAGCCCCCUGCUGUCUGUCGGGAGAGUCCCUCGUUCGCACCAAACACUGUCGGUUCCAGCUGAACACUCUAAUUCUGAUUACAACGUGUUUUCAUUUACACAGUGUCUUUUGGUACUCACACGAAACCUAAGGUAGGUAUUAUUAUCCUCAUUUCACAAAUGAGAAGACUGAACCAGAGCCAAGACUGCCAGGCUGCGAAAUAUACCACCUCCACUCUUCCAGCUUCAGGGGACCCGCGGAAAAAGGAGUGGGAGGUAACCGACUAGUGACUGCCGUCAGAUCUAGAGGGGAGAGAAUAACAAACGUACAAACGAGUCGCUUAGAAAUACUUAUCAGACAAAAUUUGAGCUCACAUUUGCACAUCAGAAAAAUUCUAGCUGCUACUUUAAAAGGCAAUCUCGGGAUAAAAGUAGAAGAGAUUCAUAAAGGAAAAGUUCUCUCCAAGGUUUGUAUUUCCUUUACAUAACAUUAUUUUGUUUUAUUAUUUUAAUUUUAUAUCCUCUACCUAUCCUGUUUAUUCUCCCUAAAAAAUAAGACUAGAACUAAGGCUGGGGGACAGAUGAGAAACUGUGGGAAGCGAGGUUGGGAGGCAGGAGGACGUCAUCAUCCAGUUGUUUUGAGGCCCAGACACCCAACAUUUCUGUGCCACCUUAAGAAGCUUUAGCCUCUCCCCUAGCUGAGCAAGCACUCAGCUCCUCCCACUCCCGUGUCAGCCCCGACCCGGGAACGUGGGGAAGGGAGGAGAGACGAACUGAAUGGAAAGAUUGGCGCCAGAGGCUGCAGGGUCUCUCCUUCCCCCUACUCUACCGGCACGGGGAGGAGCGUGUAAAGCACAGGCCAU
Molecule: messenger RNA, 1912 nt
Organism: Equus quagga
Lineage: Eukaryota; Metazoa; Chordata; Mammalia; Perissodactyla; Equidae
Product: translation initiation factor IF-2-like
Exons: 3
Coding region: 1-1206 (401 amino acids)
Source: RefSeq, a predicted model, not a curated record